Staurois parvus is the source of this 408-nucleotide messenger RNA. NCBI's taxonomy places the organism in Eukaryota, Metazoa, Chordata, Amphibia, Anura, Ranidae. The record is from the annotation of a GenBank genome assembly.
AUGCAGACUGCUUCUAAAAGCAUUUGUGAAAGACUGUGCAAUAGGUCCAUCCGUGAAAUGUAAUUGCUACUAAACAUUCCACAGUCAACAGUUAGUGGUAUUAUAACAAAGUGGAAGCAACUGGGAACAACAACAACUCAGCCAUGAAGUGGUAGGCCACAUAAAAUGACAGAGCGGGGUCAGCACAUGCUGAAGCACACAGUACACAGAAGUCGCCAACUGUCUACAGUGUCAAUAGCUAAAGACCUCCAAACUUCAUGUGGCCUUCAGGUUAGCACAACAACAGUGCGUAGAGAGCUUCAUGGAAUGGGUUUCAAUGGCCGAGCAGCUGCAUCCAAGCCUUACAUCACCAAGCGCAAUGCAAAGGGUCAGAUGCAGUGGUGUAAACCCACCACCACUGGACUCUAG